Trichosurus vulpecula (common brushtail) is the source of this 1844-nucleotide messenger RNA. RefSeq names its product ring finger protein 144B (gene RNF144B). The record is from RefSeq and is a predicted model, not a curated record. Gene Ontology annotation, cellular component: ubiquitin ligase complex; mitochondrial membrane; cytoplasm. Bases 336 to 1250 code for a protein of 304 amino acids. The transcript has 8 exons. Gene Ontology annotation, molecular function: ubiquitin protein ligase activity; ubiquitin conjugating enzyme binding; zinc ion binding. NCBI's taxonomy places the organism in Eukaryota, Metazoa, Chordata, Mammalia, Diprotodontia, Phalangeridae. Gene Ontology annotation, biological process: protein polyubiquitination; positive regulation of proteasomal ubiquitin-dependent protein catabolic process; ubiquitin-dependent protein catabolic process.
UGUGUAAGCUAUGAUAGCAAUAUGCUCUUGAGAGCAAGGAGGAGAUUGUCCCACACCGUCCCUUUAUAAAAGGUCUGGGAAAGACGAGUCCUGUUGCAAUCCUGAAAAGUGUAUAGCUGUCAGCAGCUGCACACGGGCAAAGCUCCCAGGGAGAGCGAUGAAACAGUUUCUCCUCCAGUCGGUGAGAAGCCCAGAGUGGUUGGUGAUAUUAUGAACCUCCUCAGCUGCCCUGAGGAGUGAGAGUGGGGCUGUCCGAAAGUCAGACAGCUGCUGGUGGCCACCAACCUCUUGGUGCAAGGGAUUAAGAAGAUCCCGAGAAGUGUCCAGACAUACUGAUGGGCUCCGUUGGUGAGCUCUGCUAUCCAACCAUGACAAUGGAAAAACCAACGACUGGAGAACUCGCCUUGGAUCCUCUGGUCACUUGCAAGCUCUGUCUUUCUGAAUAUUCUCUGGACAAGAUGACCACUCUGCAGGAAUGUCAGUGCAUCUUUUGUACAUCGUGCCUGAAACAAUAUACACAGCUGGCAAUUCGAGAAGGAUGUGGAUCUCCCAUCACUUGCCCUGACAUGGUGUGCUUAAAUCGUGGUACCCUACAGGAAUCAGAGAUUGCCUGCUUGGUAUCAGUGGAUCAAUUUCAGCUCUACCAACGGUUGAAGUUUGAAAGAGAAGUCCAUUUGGACCCUUGCCGGACGUGGUGUCCUGUUGCUGACUGCCAGACUGUGUGCCAUAUUGAACAGAAUAAUUCAGGACAGCCCACAAAGGUUGAAUGUCCUUCUUGUCACCUGACAUUCUGCUCAUGUUGCAAAGAUACCUGGCAUGCUGAUCGCUCUUGUCGGGACAGCCAACCUGUUGUUGUCUUGCCAACAGAACAUGGGGCCCUCAUUGGGAUGGAUGCAGAAGCUCCCAUUAAGCAGUGUCCUGUUUGCCGGGUCUACAUUGAACGGAACGAAGGCUGUGCCCAGAUGAUGUGUAAGAAUUGUAAGCACACGUUCUGCUGGUACUGUCUCCAGAACCUGGAUAAUGACAUUUUCCUCAGACAUUAUGAUAAAGGGCCCUGUCGGAAUAAACUGGGUCACUCCCGAGCCUCUGUGAUGUGGAACCGAACACAGGUUGUAGGGAUUCUUGUGGGGUUGGGCAUCAUAGCCUUGGUGACCUCGCCUCUGCUGCUACUGGCCUCCCCCUGUAUCAUCUGCUGUGUUUGCAAAUCCUGUCGGGGCAAGAAGAAAAAGCAUGACCCACCGACUACCUAAAGUCCCGCACCUUGUGGGCAUGUGCAUACAGGAUCUGUGAGGUAUCCUGAGUGAGGAUCUGGUUAUGGUGCCCUCCUUAGCAGACUUGUCUCCUUACCCUUGACAGCCUUUGGAAGUGCCUACUGUCUACAGGCUUUGAACUUGCUUGCACAUCUUCAGUGUGGGGAAAGGCUAAGCUUUGUGUUGCUGUUUGAAGAAGGCCUGGUUCUGAAGCACAGACUGUGAAUGUGGAAUAUGUCUGUAUGUAAACUUUGGGGUUGAAUGGGAAGGACCAGCAUCAUUUUGUCAUCCGAAGCUCCAUGAUUUCUGGACCAGUCACCUUGCGGCCAAGGAGAAGGAGCAUGAGGAAAAAUGUCCUGUUACAACAAACUGUGUUGCCUUGAUUAUUACAUGUAUGACAGGAGUGGUAAGGGAGACUUACCUGAAGCUCCAUGAUUCCUGUACUGAACAGAAGAAGGAGCCUAAGGAAACAUCUCCUGUUACCACAAACUGUAUUGCCAUGCUUAUUAUAUGUGUAAUAGGAGUGGUGGGGGAGAGAGCUGGAAACACUGUCUUGGCUAGAUGUGUUUAUUUUUCUACCAGAUACGGUAGAAA